This is a messenger RNA of Trypanosoma grayi, 2064 nucleotides long. RefSeq lists its product as hypothetical. Gene Ontology annotation, molecular function: protein binding. The transcript has a single exon. Lineage: Eukaryota; Euglenozoa; Kinetoplastea; Trypanosomatida; Trypanosomatidae. The coding region runs from base 1 to 2064 and encodes 687 amino acids. The record is from RefSeq and is a predicted model, not a curated record.
AUGCAGGGAUGGUACCAGUUCGGCUAUGAUGGCUUCCCGUCUGGUGAGGCGAGGCGGCAAUUCUAUCGCCAGCGCGACGACCCUUGCGACAGCGAGGAGGAGCGCGAGGCGUACGACGGCAAUGACCGACCAGUGUACUACUACCCUAUGCACGAGAGCGAGGAAGCUUCCUCUGUGGAGAGGGAUGAUGUGGAGGAGCUGUCGUCACUCCCACCCGCGUCUCCGUCCCCUCUUCACGUAUCGGCGUGGGAGACCUGCCCUGGACGCUGUGGAAGUGCUAUCGUGCCGUUGUGUAAGCAUAACUGCUGCUGCGAGAAUGACAAUACUAACAACAGUGAGACGGAGGGUGAUGUCUACUAUUUGCUGCACGGAGGUGCGGUGGUGGUGGCUGGGCAAGUGACGAAUUCUUCAGAAGUGCUGCGCGUGAAGGCGUAUGUAAACCGUGUUGCUGUCCACGAUUCUUUGUCGGCUGUGGCGCUGGAUGCGUCUCUUGCGGCGGCAAUCCGCUUUACCGGUGAAGAUCCUUUUGUAGCAGCCGAGUUAGAUGGUAUGGCGGACAUUGCGAUAACCCCACCGCGGCGGUUUGGACACGCUGCCGUAGCAAUUCCAAUCUCGGAAGCCGCUGCUGCUGCGAUGCUCUCACCAGAGAAUCGUACAACCUGCGAGCUGCAUUUUUCCUUGAUUAUUGGUGGCGCCUUCAGCGAUCAGGUUCCCAAGAAUUUGCACGACGUGCGUAUAAGAGGUUCGGUGAUGUGCGAGCCUUGGUUAUGCAUAACGGUGCUCCGUCGCCACGAAAAUACGAAGGUCAAGGGGAUUGCUUGUAGUGCCGCUCAUUCUGCUCCGGGAUCUCGCACGGAAUUAACAGCGGCACACUGGACGUUGCAUUGCCCUCUUACUGGAUUGGCCCCAUUCACGGCUACACCGCGUGUGUUUGCCACAUUAACCGCCUGGCCCAUUGUAGAAAGAGAGACCAUAACAGCAUCAUAUGCGUAUUUAGGCGGUAGUAUGAAUGGAUGGGACCCUUUGCCACUUUUUGGACUAUGGUUGCUUCACGUGGACGUGACAAACUGGAAAGUCUCCAUUACACUGCUUGAAACUUUGGGGGAGGAGCCACCGCCACGUUUCGGGCAUUCCGCUGUUGUGGUUGAAUCAGAGGAGCUAUACGUGUUUGGUGGGAUCGGGGCGCGGCGAACGUAUCUGAAUGAUCUUGUGGUACUUAACUGUGCUACAAGGGUCUGGAGAGAGGUUUUUGUACCAUCUGUCUUUUCAAUGCCGCCACGCGCUUUCCACAGCAGUCUGCUGUUGCCACAUUUCACGGCGAUUCUCAUUAUUGGGGGUGAAGCUGGAGGCUGCCACGAACCAAGUGUGUGGAUAUACAGUGUUGACCGUGGCAAUUGGCGCCUAAUGACAUUCCCUCUGCUCGACUGCCCCUUUUCACUUCUAUCAGCAAAAGGGGAACUUGUACCAGGGAAUCGCGUUAUUGGUGCCGCUCAGCUGUUGUGUGAGCAGGAACGAUCAAAUGCAGAGAGAAGAAAUGGUUCGAGUGAUGCCCAGUUACGGCACAUUGUUAACCAGCCCCGUGGGAGUUACACAUCUCCAUCGCAUAAUCCACCACCUUACUCGAAGAGUGGCUUCAACUCUUCUUUACCUGCUGUUGCAUCUGGGGAAACUACUGGGACACCGCUGAGUACAUACUACUUCGCCGCCAUGCAUGGAUCUCUGCUGCACGCGCUGUCCAUGGAUGGUGGGGUGCUGGUCGUGGGUGGCACGAAGUCACCGUGUGUAAUGUCUCUUAGUUGGCUUCCAGCGCGGGAUUACUCGCUGAAGGAGAGCGCAGCAAUGUGGAUCUGCAUGCAUCGAUCACAUCCUUUCUCCGAGAGGAGACGGGGCCCACAAUCUCGAAACGAAAUGAGCAUGUCGCGUGCUCCGAUGGGCUACAAGGGGAACGCACCACCAGUAGCAAAGACGCCAAAUGAGCGUGCCAAUCUGGUGGAGCGCUCGCUCGCGGAGUACCAACUCGACCAGUGGAGGCGCAGUGCUCAGAAGCGACUGCGUGAUCAGUGA